GUGCGCGAAGUAGUAGUCCUUCAGCGUGGUCCUCUUCUCCGGCAACGUCGUCGAACGGUACUGCGCCUCGUCAACGCUUAGGGGAACUUCCUACUUCUUCUAACAGGCUGCAUCAGCAGAUCAACCUUCCUAGGCUGCAUCAGCAGAUCAACGGCAUCCCUGCGCUAGCCUGUGAUAAAGUAGUAAAGGAGAUAGACUUAGUUUCGUCAAAAAAUCCUGUAGCUGCGAAGUCCUCGAGUUCUACGUCUUCCCCAGAUUUCGUGUUGACGACAGAAGAUGUACAGGGAAACGUUGAGGUUGACCCGAAUCGAAGCCUGGAUGUUGGGUUGUUCCACAAGAGCGGCAUGCAUGAUCUUCAUUUACAGCGCAGCGACAGCACGACGCCUUCCUCAACUCCAACGCAGUCAAAACUGCCUUUAGGACAGCCACCCUCCUCUGGCGGCACUAGUAGAAACACUUCGCCGAGAGGGGAGUUUUUAUUCGACUUACAUAUUGGCAAGACGAGCGGCUCCAAGUUAAGAGUCGUUUCCACCAGAUUUAGUUACAUUUCCCCGUAAUAAACCAUCCAUGGCGCUUUUCCUAGUAGAAAAGAAGCCAGGUUUGAUGUUCAGAGGAAUGGAAUUCUGUAACCUCUAACCAAGGAUAUGCGUUCACUCUCUCUGUCCGGUGGCAGUGAAAGCGCUAGCACGAUGACGAUAUCCGGAACUAACGCUGUCCAACUGGCUAAGGAUUUCGCAGAGGCGAAGAAGGCUCGUGACUACAACAGACACACUAGGCCGAGUGCGGCACCGAAGAGUCCUAGUUCAACCUCAAGUGUGCUGGCUGAUGGUCAUGGUCUUAUUUCUUCUAGAAACUACACUUCGACUGGUGGCACUGCUGGUAGUGGUCCCAACGGUCACGCUUCUGGCAGUGAAUAUGCCAGUAGUCCAACGUCGUCUCUUCCUGGAUACAGCGCUAGUGCAGGGAGUAGUACUACUCGUUGUAAGGUAAAUGCUCUAGUAGUAGGCGAUAGUAGUAGUACAACAAGUACAACUUCCGAUAAUAGAAAUGAUGCAACAGCAGGACCACGAGCUCCUGUGAAUGUGACAUCAAGAACAGCACCUGUCCGACGAGGAGGUGGCGGUUCACAAUCUUCUGCUUCGUCAGGAUCUGCCUCAGCCAAUCACGAAGGACCGAGAAACAUGUCGUCUCAGAAUGGACAACAAGUGGAUCGCAGAGGGCGAGGACUAACUGCAGAAGAAGGAGGACCGAAAAAUCCUCCAUCGGUAAAACGACGAGGAGGAAGGAAACAUCAUGUGGGUAAACGCCCACCCGAGAAACCACCAGACUGAUUACCCGAGUAGGCUUCUGUUGUAAAAACUUAAACUUUAUUAGUACUUUCUGCCAGAAAGACUAGACUUUUUAGUAGAUUCAGCUAUUAGAAGUAGUUCUUCUUUGAUACAGCUUGUCAGGAUAGGAGAGGAGGGUUGUCGGAUUUGGAUACCACAUGCUUCCAAACAAAUUGGUAUCUUGAGUAGUAGAGACUGAGACAGCGGAGUAGAUGCUUCUAAAUGGUUUUGCUUGAAGCAAAUCGUUGAAGAGACACUAGAAAGAUCGCGGAGUACUUUGGGUUCUGUUAAGAAACCUCUACAAGAGACUGUAUCGGAAACCUGUACAAAAAACUGUAUCGCAAUGAAUACUAGAAGUAGGUAUUUGCAUUCAUGUUGAUGUUGAUGAAUACUAGAACUAGAGGACGAACUACUAGACUGGAAUCUAGUAUGAUGAGAAUUAGAGGAAGAAGCUUGCUAUCGUUACAGCUACCGGUACAACACUUGCACAUAAGAUGUUAGGCUUAGAGGCGGUAAAACUGUACAACACUUGCACAUGCGAUUUUAGAAGUUGAGGUUCGUUACAGCUACCUGUACAACACUUGCACAUUUCCAGUGAUGUCUAUUUCUAUGGAUUAAGUACUUUCCGAUUCCGAUGAUAUCGUUUGCUACUAUUAAGUAUGUAAGUACCGCUUUCUGUGGUUUACUUGAGUGGCAUUUAUCAACGGUUAAACUUGCACAUUUCGCGACUCUUUGACUGAUGCACACUUACAGAAAGAACCAAGAAGAAGGAUGAUGGCCUCUACACAAAGCUGUAGGUGGUCGCUCACACCAAAGAAGAAGGAGAGCCUACACAAAGCCGUAGCAAAAGACUGUCUAACCGUCCGCAGAACGGAGUCCACACUUCCAUGAAGAAGCAAAGGAAAAGGCUUUCAACCCGCAAAAGGUUUGGCAUACAGAGCUACAG
This is a messenger RNA of Amoebophrya sp. A25, 2274 nucleotides long. NCBI's taxonomy places the organism in Eukaryota, Dinophyceae, Syndiniales, Amoebophryaceae. The record is from the annotation of a GenBank genome assembly.